Spizellomyces punctatus DAOM BR117 is the source of this 2894-nucleotide messenger RNA. RefSeq lists its product as uncharacterized. Gene Ontology annotation, biological process: gamma-aminobutyric acid signaling pathway; G protein-coupled receptor signaling pathway. Gene Ontology annotation, molecular function: G protein-coupled GABA receptor activity. Bases 1 to 2862 code for a protein of 953 amino acids. The record is from RefSeq and is a predicted model, not a curated record. NCBI's taxonomy places the organism in Eukaryota, Fungi, Chytridiomycota, Chytridiomycetes, Spizellomycetales, Spizellomycetaceae. Gene Ontology annotation, cellular component: G protein-coupled receptor heterodimeric complex; membrane. The transcript has 20 exons.
AUGUCUCACAACCUUCUCAGCACGCUCUUAUGCAUCCUUCAUCUGAUCGGGACCGCAUGUGCUUCAGCUGUUCGGGCUCCAUGGCUCACAUACCGGGGGCUUUUUGAAAAUGGAACAAUAAUGCAGGAUGACAACGGGACCUCCGAACCAUACAUUCGCGGACCAACUCCUUUUCCCAUCCCUCCUGUACAGUUUCCGUUACCAAUUAUUGGCCCACAUCCAGCGUCCCGGUUAACAUUGCCUGGAAAAGGGGGCUUACUUCGUGUGGGGGUCUCCGUGCAGCCGGCCUCUUGCGACAACUCAUCGGAUUUGUAUGCGCCAAAAACCUGUCAGACAUUUAUGUGGACGAAGGCUGCAUCUUUACUCGCGGAAACGGAAAUUAACAACAAUCCGAACCUUCUUCCUGACUCUAAAUUGGAAGUAAUCUUUCUUGACAACAGCAAUUCGGAUUUAACGCUAAAGCAAACAGUCACAGGACUGACGCAAGCACAACUGUCGUUUGUGAUUGGAGCUGUAAAUGACCAGGAUACGGUUACGAGUGCCGCUUUUUCAACCGCCUUUCAGUUCUCGCAAGGAAGUGCAUUUUUCGACAACCCAUCAUGUCCAAGCGGGUCUGAGUUCUUUUGGCUCAUGACUAGCGGUACAGAGCGCUACAAGAAUCUUAUCAAGGUUGCGGGCUUAUUCAACUGGACCAACAUCGGAAUCGUUCGUGCCCAGGAUCCGGGGGCAUACCUUGCAUCCCAAGCGAUAUUAGAUGCAGCAUCGGAGACCUGUAUUCAAGUUAACACUGGCCUGUCCUUGCGGUGGUCAAAAGGGACGUCUGCGCAAUGCUACUGCGAAGAUUGCGCUGUUCUCUUCAAUAUGACGACCUGCAUGAGGGAACUUGGACCGGCAAUGAACGAAUUGAAAGACUCAAAUUUGCGAGUUUUUUACCUCCUCCACGGUAACCAUGGGUCCUAUGUGCCGCUGCUGAUAUUACACUGCCAGGCAAUAAAUGUCCUGGAUAAUGUCACCAUGAUCCAAACCUUUGGCGAAGACUUUCUCGCACAGUCCAGGGGAUUGAUAACCGUCGAAGAGGAUGCUACGCAAUAUGAUAAUGACCCCCUUUUACAGCCAGCUAUGUUGACGCACUUGAAAGGCCGGUGGGAUGCAUAUAUUGACGAGAACAGUGACAGGUGGUCUGAUCGAUAUGCAAUAAAGGAGCUAUCGCUUAUUCCAAGAACAUUUUACGACAUGAUCUACAGUUUUGCCAACGCCGCUGACCUAGUCCUUAACCGAGACAAUCUGACCAUUCUCGACUGGUAUGACAAAGAGCUUCACAAAUCCCUUACCCUACAAGUGUGGAAUUCGACUGGUUAUGAAGGAACCACCGGUAAAAUCGUAUUGUCAAGUAGAGGAGACCGACUAUUACAUACAAAUAUAUAUCAAUUUGACGGCGCUGCUUGGGAUUCACAGUCCUACUUUUCGGCGCGUGCGCUGCCCGUUAUUGGCAGUAUUGAUAUGCAGAAGGCGACAUUGAAGGCAGCUCCGACAUGGUACGGCAACCGUCAAACGGUUCCUUUAGAUCAUGUCGUGCUGGUCCGCGAUCAGAUCACUAUCCAAAACGCAACCGGAGCGGUUUUUACUACACUGUAUUCGGUGACCAUUGCAAUCUGCAUCGUCAGCCUGGCGCUGAUUUUGUGGAAGAGAACGGACAAGGUAAUGGUCAAAAGGAGCCCUGUCUUCUGUGUCAAUAUUUUGAUUGGUCUUGUGUCGAUGUUAUCCACCAUUUACGUAAAUGUCGUUGAUAUCAGUCCUCAAACAUGUACAAUAGAAAGAUGGACUCAAUCGGUCGGAUUUGCCCUUGUGAUGGCAAACGUUGCAGCUAAGGCAUGGCGAAUUUGGCGCAUUUUUGACAACGCCGAUUUUCAAACCAUCGCGAUGCCCAAUCGGGAACUGUACAAAAUCAGCGGAGCGAUUCUCUUGAUAACACUGUUACUUUUAAUUCUCUGGACGGGGCUGGACUAUCCUAUAGUUGUCCUACAAACUACCCCAACCACAUAUAUUCGUAUCUGUGGAUCAGCCAAUAUUACGCGAAGCUACGUGCUCGCGAGUCUCGUCAACGGAUUCAAUGUCAUUCUGCUACUCAUAAAUGCAGUUUUGGCGUGGAAGACGCGCAACGCUCCGACGGACUUUGGGGAAGCGAAACAAAUAGCAUAUACUAUCUGCUGGACGAUUAUACUCUCGUUGAUGCUUGUGCCGUAUGCGUACUUUACGAGGAACAAUACUGCGUUUGAGCGAUUCGUUUUCCGAUUUAGUCUAUUAUGGGUGAUGGUCGCUGUCAUAUGGACACUGCUGAUUGGAACUCAUUUAUACAUGGUCUUCCUGGCCUCCGAAGACGGAGGUGGUGGAAUUAAGGGACUCUCCGGAAUUAUGCAUUCUGAUUUAUAUAUCGAGCAGAAUGACAUGGAAAUCAAAAGCAUGGCAGAGGCCCCUAUGGCGAAGUAUCUCGCUGGAUCUUUCACAUUCAGAAAAACUUCCAACUUUUUUAGCGUAUGGAAGAAGUGUCAUCUGCAAAUCUCCACCGUACCGCCCUCAUCACUUGUCAUCCACUAUGAUCUGGACCCAAAGGAUGUGCCGAGGUCGCAUCAAGUCAUUCUUGCAUCCGAUAUAUGCGAAGUCUUCGUCGUAGAAGAGGCGCCGAAGCGUUUCGCGAUCCAAACAGCUAAAGCAGGUCGCUUCAUCUUCCAAACUCCAAGCGAAGAAAAGGCGAUGAACUGGAUGUACAUUGUUGCUUCGAUAGUAGCCACAUCAACACCUAGAGCGACGCCGCUCGGCUCCAAGAAAACGUCAAAGACAAAGAGGAAAAGCACUAUUGCUUGAUAUUUAUUUAAAUAUAUUCUACUUUCAUAAGA